GACAGUUGCAGUUAAACUUCGGGCUCAUUAAGACGUCUAAAAAUAAUUUGUAGCGGAAAAGUCGAAAAAAGCGACCAGAACCCAUAAUACAUACUUUAAUCAAACACUACUAAUAGAGUUCAUGUAUGUAGUAUGUAGCGGAGCAGAGAGAGAGAGAGUUGAUUUUGUAGAGAGACGUAUAGUAUAUGCAUGGUUUAGAAAAAUAGCAUAGUGUAUGUUUGUAUGUGUAUAGAAAAAAAAAAAGAAAAAGAAAAAAAGAAAUCAGAAAAUAGAAAAAAAAAAAUAAAAAUAAAAAUAAAUAAAUAAGAAUUCAAGUAAUUUUAUAUAAUGUUAGUAAAGUUAGGGAAAAAGAAGUUAAGAUUAUAGUAAAAAUUAUUCAACAGUAAAAUUCUUAAAUAAGUUAAUGCUCGAUGUAAAGCACAAUAAAUAAAAUAUGACUCAACUCGGAAAUGAAAGGAAUUGAUUUGUAAGCAAUAAACGGAUAUCGGAACUAUACUCCAUUUUCCCUACAAAAUGCACAAAUUCUAAAUGGAGAACAAUUGAGUUGUUACAGCUUUACUUAACAACCAAUACAGCAAUGAAUUAAGAAGACCGCAUCUACUUAAAUGUGUACAUACUUUAAGUUUCAUUGUCCAUCCAUUCAUCCAUCACGCAAAGUGCUUUGAAGAAUUGUACAAGUUUAUACGUAGUUAAUAGACAGACGCCUGUCUGUGAGUGCUCUUUAUUUAAAUAAUUAUGGCUGAACAACAAAAGCUUUCUUUGUGCCCACGAUUGGUUGAUUAUUUGGCGAUAGUGGGUACUAGAAAUGCGCCCUGUCUUCCCAAAGGCUUAACGGGUAAUAAAACACCACCAGUACAGAUUCCUGAGCUUUUACGACGGUAUCCACCCUCAAAUCAUGUUGAUUUUCCAUUACCUUUGGAUAUGGUGUACUUUUGUCAACCAGAAGGUUGCAUUAGUGUCGGACCUAGACGUACCGGUUCUGCUAUACGUGACAUGAGCUCAUUUGUCUUCGCUUUGACCGAUAAAGAUUCGGGGAAAACGCGCUAUGGUAUUUGUGUAAAUUUUUAUCGACCUAUUGAACGGUUCGCUCCUGGUAAUGAAAAAAUUAGCACCCCGAUGAUAAGUACACAGACUGCACGAGGUAGACGUAAUUCGGCAUUUCGUAGAGAAUCGUGGCGUAAAAGUAUAGAAAAAAGUUCCGAUUCAGCGUUCAGUAGGCAAGUAGUUAAAGUUAUUUCCUUUAAUUGCUUCUUCUUUUUCGAUUAUGAACAUCAAUGCACAAUUUGUCAUGCAAAAGCUCAGUAUAAUUCUUUUAAUAGUUACGGUCUUCUAAAUUCUUCUAGCGACUAUAGAAGUAAUGUGGCGCCCAGUGAUUCGGAUCGUGAAUUAACUUCAAGACGAGAUUCGGAUACUCCGCAUCAUGUGCAGCAUAAGGUACAUCAAGGCUAUAUGCAGUCAGCUCCAACAUUAGGCUUAAUGGCUCCGUCGGGCGAUUCAGAAUCAGGUGGCAGUCAUUCACCAUCGCCGCGUGCUUCACGCAAACGCAUGAAACUGAGAAAUCAAUCUUUAACCUCCUUAUGUAUCAUAUCGCAUCAUCCCUUUUUCACGACUUUUCGCGAAUGUUUAUUUAUUCUGAAGAAACUAAUUGACGCCUGUAACGAAUCAUCUUCACCGAAGCGAGUGGGUUCUUCGCAGAAAUUCACACGUGAUAAUGUAUGGACGGUAUUGGCCGGGCAAGCAACUGAGACAACUUCUUCCAUCGUAUUGCAUGAUGUAAGAGAAAUUGAAACCUGGAUAUUACGUUUGUUGUCAACGCCAGUGCCAGUGCCGGGAUCGACAAGAAUAGAGGUUGAAGUUUUAUCACCCACUGUACAUGAACCUUUGCUCUUUGCUUUACCUGAUCAUACUCGCUUCUCGUUGGUUGAUUUUCCUUUACAUUUGCCUUUGGAAUUGUUGGGUGUCGAUACCUGUUUAAAAGUUUGGACAUUAAUUAUGCUAGAGAAUAAGGUACUAUUUCAGUCUCGCGAUUAUAAUGCGCUAUCCAUGUCGGUAAUGGCUUUUGUUACUAUGCUGUAUCCAUUGGAGUACAUGUUUCCUGUCAUACCAUUGUUACCAACAUGUUUAAGUUGCGCCGAACAAUUGCUUUUAGCUCCCACACCAUUUGUUAUAGGUGUACCCGCAACAUUUUUGCUUUAUAAAAAGAACUUCAGAUUACCGGAUGAUAUUUGGGUUAUAGAUUUGGAUUCUACCAAAUUAACCCCACCUUCAGGAGGUUACGACGAAAUCCCAGCUUUACCAGAACCCGAAGGCACAAUAUUAAAAAAUCAUUUGAAACAGGCUAUGCAACUCAUGGAUGAAGCUGGACUUGGUGCUUUAAGCUCAAUGACUGCUAAUACACAGGCCGUAUCUACGCAGCAAUUAAUGCCUUCAGUGCGUGAUAGCCUUAUCGAACCGACAAUUUUGGGAGUAUCUCAAGCUCGUUUACCUUUGCAAUCACCUUCGCAUUCAGCUCAGGUUAGCCAAAGGAAUUCUAUAUCAACACAGGGAGCAUUAUCUCGUCAACCGAGCCCCAUGGGCUCGCCUGCCUUAAAUCCUUUUAUUUAUGGUACUGAUAUUGAUUCCGUAGAUGUGGCCACACGGGUAGCAAUGGUUCGAUUCUUUAAUUCGCAAAACACGUUAGCUAAUUUUGCCGAGCAUACACGCACCUUGCGUUUAUAUCCCCGUCCGGUGGUAGCCUUUCAGAUCAAUAGUUUCCUGAGAUCGCGGCCUCGCUCUACACAGUUCCUAAACCAAUUUGCUAAAACUCAGGCGGUCGAAUUUUUGGCCGAGUGGUCUCUCACACCGACCAACGUGGCCUUUUUAAGAGUACAAACUGGUGUCAUGGAUCCCUUGCAAGUCGGCGAUAAACCGAAAUGGUUUGCUCACGCGUUAACACCGAUCCGUUUCUCGGUAUGGGACGAUGGUAGUUCUUUAAAUGGUGCAUUACGUUCUCUCAAGCAAUUGGAAAAUGUCGCUACCGAUGAAAGCGGUUCCGAUUCGGAAGCUGCAGACAGUUCCAGCUCAUCGUAUUCCUCGCUUAGUGAUUUUGUAUCGGAAAUGGUUUCAUCAGACCUUUCUCCUAGUUUGCAUGACGUUUUUGGCUCCCACAAUCGCCCCCAUAAUGUUCCUCAAACAAUGUCUUCAAAUUUAGAUCCUGCUUUAGUAUAUCAUCCACCGAGCAAAUUACAAUAUCCAGCUGGUAUGAUACAGCAAUUGUCUUCCAAAGAAGAAGAUGAAGAUGAAAGACCUGAAAGUCCAAUGUCCUCCUCAUCCAGCCGUUCAGAUCUCAGUUCGCCUAGUUUUAAUCGCGAUUCUGAAUUUGAAUUUCCUUCAAAAUCAUUUGAACUGGCUACGCCGGUAGCCCAACGCUUAGAAGCCACAAUCAAGGCAGCUAGUAUAGAGCAAGAAUCUGAAACCAAUUCAAAUAUAACUGUUAAAACUGCGACCAGUGCAAAAAAAUCGAAAAAUGUUAAUGACUUGGAGCGAGCAGUUGCCGAUAAAAAGAUCGCAAUAACUGCAAAUAAACAGCCGGGUGUCACCAAUAUCCUGGCACGUACUGGUAGUUCGGGAUCCAGCUCCAGUAGCCCCGGGCGACAAAGCUCUCAAAGCUCAUUAUUCGAGAAUAUUGCCUCACAUGCAAAAGACUUAGUACGCGAAACUACUCGUCAAAGCAGUCAAGAAGGCAUUUUAGCGCAAGUGGAUAAGCUUACGUUGCACGCAAAAAAAGCAGCCGGAGAAGCAUCAAAACAAGCGUUAGAAGUAUCGAAGCAAGCAGCCGGUGUUAGUAAAAACACUUUUGAAGAUCUAAGUUAUGUAAGCAAGUCAACGUUAGGUGAUCUCACUAAAACAGCCAAAGAGGCGGCCACGAAAAAGGGUCUUAUUAAAACGGAAGACAAAUCCGCCUCAAGUGGUAACCAAUUGGCGACACAAAAACAAAUGCAAAGCAGCGGAGGAGCAGCAAAUUUCUUUUCAAACAUUGGUAGCGAUUUUAAUGGCUUAGCUAGCACAACAACCAAUAUGUUUUCAGGAAUGUUUGGUGGUGGCAAAAAGAAUCAAUCAAAUAAAUCUCCACAACAGGCAACAAACCCGUCGCAAAUUAUGGGCCAAAAAUCGAAAAGCGGUUUCGAUCCUUUUCCAAAUCGUAAAGGCCUGGUAGAGCGUACACCAUUGAUAAAACAUGCCGGUCCCCACAAAACUCAAGAAGACAUAGCCCGACAACAAAAUCAGGAACGAUCGCAUACAAACGCUGAAAAUCAAGCAUAUUUAAAAGACGUCAUCAAUCAUGUAUUAGCUGGAGAGGGAAUCGGUUGGUUGAAAAUGAAUCGUUUCAAAAAAUUGAUGGAAGAUGAAUCCUACCGUACGUUGGUGUUAAGUAAACUUAAUAAAACCUUGGAUAAAAGAAUUGCUCCCGAUGAUCAUAUAGACGAUGUGUGCGUUCCUAAACCUAUUUGGAAGGGCAUGCUAAAGUGUUUGCAUGCUGUCACAGCUGGGUUAGAGAUGACUUUCGCUAAUUUUGGCUUGGGUGGGAUGGCUUCAGUAUUUCAAAUGAUGGAGAUCGCUCAUACGCAUUAUUGGACAAAAGAACUGAACGAUGCUAGUGAAAUGUCAUCUAGUCUUUUAUCUAGUCACGCUACCAGCCCUAUGGGCAGUCGAGAAAAUUUACGUUCUCCUGCCAGUCCUACGGGUUCACAAUCGGGUUUGGGCAGCGAAUGGGCCUCGCCGCAAGAAUCACGUAAAAGCUCUUCACACACCGAACGUUCAAUUCCGAUUCAAACAAAUGCAACGCGUAGACUUUCGACAGCCGACAGUCAAGAGGGUCAAUCCACGACGGAAAUGUUCAAGGAUAUGCUCGCUCAAAAGCGUACGGCAUUGCUUAGCAAACUCACAUCUUUCGAUUCGGAUGGUGCCGGCUCUACGGGAGCAUUGUCUGUUGUCAGUGAUCUACUACCAACUGGUAGUUUGAGCGUACGUAUGCCUACCAGUUGUCGUUCCACUGUAUCCGAUACUGAAUACGAAAAUACUACCACCUCGAAGGAAUCGAAACGCAGCUCAGGUAACAUGUGGACUGGUAAAUCGACUUUAAGCGCUGGCUUUCGCUAUACUGGCGGACAUUUAAUAAAUACGUCAUCUUCACCAUCACCCGACACACCACGCGUUUAUUUAUUCGAGGGCUUAUUGGGUAAAGAUCGUUCAAAUCUUUGGAAUCAAAUGCAAUUUUGGGAAGAUGCUUUCCUAGACGCUGUUAGUCAAGAACGUGAUAUGAUAGGCAUGGAUCAGGGACCAAUUGAAAUGAUGGAACGUUAUAAAGCCUUAAGUGAAUCGGAACGAAAACGUCUUGAACAUGACGAGGAUCGUUUAUUGUCUACCAUAUUGUAUAAUUUAACAGCUAUUAUGGUUAUGCUUAAUGUUAAUAAAGAAGAAAUCCGUCGUAAAAUACGUAGACUGUUGGGUAAAUCGCAUAUUGGGCUAGUGUAUGCUCAAGAAGUUCAUAAUGUUGUGGAUCAGAUAAAUAAUUUGAAUGGCAACGAUAUCGAUUUAAAGCCUUUAGGGUCACGUUUACUGCAUCGGCACAGCUUUACGGUACAUCAAGGUGUAGAUGCUUCGGGACCUUUACGUUUUAUGGAAGUAAGAGAUGACGGUUUGGUUUUGAGAUCAGUAGAUGGUACCAUAGUUGAACGUUGGUGGUAUGAGCGUUUAGUUAAUAUGACUUAUUCACCAAAAACUAAACUAUUAUGCUUAUGGAGACGGAAUGGUGGCCAAACUCAAUUGCAUAAAUAUUAUACCAGAAAGUGUAAAGAACUUUACAAUUGCAUUAAAGAGGCCAUGGAACGUGGUGGUACACCAACCAAUGUACCAGAAUUGGGUGGCGAGUUUCCUGUUCAAGAUAUGAAUACAGGAGAAGGUGGCUUACUUCAAGUAUGCUUAGAAGGAGUAGGUUUAUUGUUUGCCAACAGCAAGGACUUUGAGUUUUUCGUACGCCUGGAUCAUAUACGCAAAUGCUUCACCCAAAAAGGCGGUAUUUUUGUUUUGGAAGAAUACAAUCCCAAAACACGGCAACUCAUCCAGCGGAAAUACAAAUCGACAAUGGCUGAUCAGAUAUGCUAUUCGGUAUUGUGUGUAUUUUCGUAUGUGGCCGCCGGACAAGAUCAAAAUCAAAAGAAAAAUCCGGUGGUUAUAACGCCGCAGAUACAAGACUUAUAUGCGCAACAGAAACAGCAAUUGGCGCAACAACAGCAACAGCAGCAUCAACCGGCGAAAGAUAGCACUUCGCGUUCCAAAAUACAAACGAAACCACCGGUUGUAGCUCCGCAACAGAAUAGCAAUAAAAGUCAAACUUUGACUAUAAGGCAUGCAAUGGAGAUACAGAAACCUAGUAUUACCACCACAACGGUACAACCUCAGACAAAAUUGGUGCAUACCAGCGUCAAGACAUUUAAUAUGGCCACACCUAUGAAUACAAUAGCGCAAGGGAGCCCUAAUAUGCAGCAAACAUCCGAGUAUCAGUUGCAGCAAGAAAUAAACAAACAUCCACCAUUGGGUCCGCGUACGAGCGGUGGCAGUCAAACAGGGCCUUUACCACAAUUACCACCACGUAUACCCUCCCAAACGUCCACAGAAAAUUUAGCUACCUCACCGACUUUAUCUACUGGAUCUGCAGGAAAGAGAAGAGGGCCACCACCUGGCCCACCGCCAGCUAUUCCACCUAGAACGGGGGCUUUGGCGCGCAGUUGCUCCAUACAAGUAGCAACUACUGGUACUGGUAUAGCCACAAAUUCAGGUCCCGCUAGAGCGUUUGUGCGACAAAUUUCGGCCAAUUCAACGCCACCACAAUACACGCCGCAACCACCUCCACCAUUUGUUAUACCCAAACGUCACACCACCCUGUCACGUGCAUCUUCAGUAGCUACAUCAUCACUCACCACAUUAUCAGGAGUAGCCCCGUACUCAAACACUACUGCUGCUUUUAAUAGUGCAGUAACAACAAAUUUACAAACAUCUCAGUCACAACAACAGAAACGUCCAUCAUAUGGUAGUUUAAGUAUGGGCGCUUCGCAAUCUGCAACGCCCGCUUCGGCUGGCGGUAACAGGUCGAGUUCACCUCAAGCUCAUCGCAGACACUGACGAAGGAGUUCAUUUUUCAGAUUCUCAAGUCGUGACAAAAGUAACGGUGGUAGUGGCGGCGGCGGGAAUAGCAAUGUUGGUGAUGGCAGUGGUGGUGGUGGUGGUGGUGGUGGUACAACCGGCAAUGAACCUCACGGACGUGAAGUAUGUCGUACCAUUUGCAUGCCUUGGCUAUAAUAAUACUAUUGACCAUAAGAAAUUCAAAACAAACAAUAAUUUAACCUUAUUUUCGUUUUCAACUCUUGCCCGAAAUCGUUCAAAGAAAACUUAAAAGGAUAUAUCAUACAAAAAAAAAAUUAUUCUCUAAAGACAUAUUUCUUAUUCACAUAAGUGAACACUAUGUUUCUCCACAUACAUAGCCUUAAUACAGUUAAUAGAUACUAAAAAAUAUAAAGAAAACUUGAAAGCUUUAAAUUCUAAACAACAGCAACUACAACAAACAACAAAGCAUAACUUUAUUCAUAUAAAUAUAUAUAGUUUUCUUCCUCAUCAUCAAAAUCUUAUUUUCACACAAAUUAAACACAAAAGAAAAAAAAAAAAAAAAACGUAAGAAAAAU
This is a messenger RNA of Glossina fuscipes, 7718 nucleotides long. RefSeq names its product MAP kinase-activating death domain protein (gene Rab3-GEF). The record is from RefSeq and is a predicted model, not a curated record. Gene Ontology annotation, molecular function: guanyl-nucleotide exchange factor activity. Gene Ontology annotation, cellular component: cytosol. The transcript has 23 exons. Gene Ontology annotation, biological process: regulation of apoptotic process; regulation of Rab protein signal transduction. NCBI's taxonomy places the organism in Eukaryota, Metazoa, Arthropoda, Insecta, Diptera, Glossinidae. The coding region runs from base 736 to 7161 and encodes 2141 amino acids.